This is a messenger RNA of Planococcus citri (citrus mealybug), 1817 nucleotides long. Its product is annotated as leukocyte elastase inhibitor-like. The transcript is spliced from 6 exons. The coding region runs from base 121 to 1650 and encodes 509 amino acids. The record is from RefSeq and is a predicted model, not a curated record. Gene Ontology annotation, molecular function: serine-type endopeptidase inhibitor activity. NCBI's taxonomy places the organism in Eukaryota, Metazoa, Arthropoda, Insecta, Hemiptera, Pseudococcidae.
UGCUUUAGAUUCGUAUAAGGACGCGAGCUUCGCAGUUGUUUUGCUUCACGUGUUAUGUUCCUGUUGUGGUGGUUUUAUGAACUUGAAAAUUUAUUUAAUUUUUAAUUUUGAUCAUUGAAAAUGCAAAAUAUGUCGAAGUUUUGGAUUAUUUUCUGCGGCGUGUUUACAUUGACCCAAGAUGCUUAUUCGAUUAGCAUCAAGAUGCACUACUGCACCCAAUCCGAACAGCAUUGCGUACUGCCCUCCGAAUGUCCCAAUUCAACAUCUCUUAUUACCAGUAAACAAGCUGAACUAUGUGGUUUCCAUGAUGAAAUUAAUGAAAACCAGAGGAUAUGCUGCAAUUCGACAAAAAAUAUCGUCAAGACCGAGAAACCCGAAUUAGUAGUAACUUCAGAAUCAACGCUCGUUCCCAAUGUUCCUCUCCAUAAGGAGGCCCAGGAAGAGAAACGUACUGUUCAAGAUGGACUGCUGAGUUUCGGAAUCAAACUGAAUUCCAUUUUAUUGGAAAAUAAUGGUGGAAACAAAAAUAUUCUGUUUUCUCCAUACAACCUUUAUACACAAUUAGCUCUAGUUCAUCUGGGUAGCAAUGGAACUACACGUGAUACAAUAUCCAAUGUUUUGAACAUUCCCAUCACUUUUUCACCAAAAAGUUUACAAGAAGUACUGAAGGACUUCUCAACAGCGUUGCAAACGAAUACGAGUUUGACUUAUACAGCAUUUCAAAAUUGGAGAUUUGUAAAAUUAACUGUAAAACCAUCUGAUUUGAAAUUGGCCAAUGGAAUUUUCGUUCAAAAUGAAUACCGCAGCAAGCUGAAGAAAAAAUACGUCGAAGAUGUCCAAUUAUACCAGCAGAGUGAUAUUUUCAAUGUUGAUUUCGCCAGCAAGGGAGAAGAAGCGAAAGAUACGAUUAAUAAGUACAUCGGUAAUAAAACUGAAAACAAGAUACCUCGAUUACUCGAACAACCUCUGGCAAAAGACAGCUUAGUGGUCUUUACUAGUUGCUUGUAUUUUAAAUCAGCCUGGCAAGAUAAAUUCAAUCGUGAUCUGACUAAAGCGGAAACGUUCCGAACAGACAAAGGCAAUAUUACAGUACAAAUGAUGCACAGUUCAUUUAUGACAGGAUAUGUCGACGAACCAUCCCUAGGCGUACAAGUUGUCCAGUUAAGAUAUAUCGAUAAUGCAUUUUCCAUGUUUAUAGGGCUGCCUGAUGAAAAUCAAUCCCUAAAAAAUGUUUUACGAAGGUUGACCUCCGAUCAGAUCCGCACAAUAAUUGGUGAAGCAGUUCGAAGCACUCAUGAUUACACGGUAGAUUUAAAAUUGCCUCAAACGGCUUUCAAAUGGUCUCAAUCUGUCAAAAACGAGCUUAUCAAACUCGGACUCAAGAAAGAAAUUUGGGAGUCGCCUGAUUUGAGCAAUAUGAUCGACCAGAGUAAUAUGACAAUUAGUGAUAUUGGUCACGGUACUGAUAUUACAAUUAACGAAGAAGGCACCGAAGCUAGUGCCGUUUCGAACCUGAAAUUCAUGUACGCAAAAAUGAAGAUCGUAAAGACAUUCCAUGUGAAUAGACCUUUUUUCUUUUUCAUUUAUAAUCAUAAUAUUCACACGAUCAUGUUCUUUGGUACAGUGUUUGAUCCGAAUAGUACUAAAUAGCACUUCUUUGAAAAAGGCAUAGUAAAUGUAGGUUCCUGAUAAUUUUUUUUGAAAUAUUUGUCGUAUUGGUGUGAUUAUUAAUUACAUUAUUUUUUAAAAUAAUUUGGUUUUUUAAGAUGUAACUAGGUACCUAUCUAACCAUCGUUUCAAUAAAGUGAAUAAUUUUA